Messenger RNA from Linderina pennispora, 891 nucleotides. Its product is annotated as electron transfer flavo protein, alpha subunit. NCBI's taxonomy places the organism in Eukaryota, Fungi, Kickxellomycota, Kickxellomycetes, Kickxellales, Kickxellaceae. Bases 1 to 891 code for a protein of 296 amino acids. Gene Ontology annotation, cellular component: mitochondrion. The record is from RefSeq and is a predicted model, not a curated record. Gene Ontology annotation, molecular function: flavin adenine dinucleotide binding; electron transfer activity. The transcript is spliced from 4 exons.
AUGUACGCCUCACAGCGGGCCGGCCUUGCCUCGCUCGUGUUUGUCGAGGCCAAGGGCAGCGGCAUUGACGAAGGCGCUCUGAACGCAAUCACAGCGGCGCGCAAGCUGUCGGGCCCCGUCACGGCAGUUGUGGCCGGAUCCACUGCCGAUGCCGCCGCCAAGGCCGUGGGCAAGAUCGAGGGAGUCGACAAGGUCAUUGUGGCCAAGGACGCCCCCGAGUCGACGGCUACCCUUCUGCAGGCGAUCCAGAAGCAGGAGUCGUCCACUCACGUGUUCGCCGCACACACUGCUGCGGGCAAGAGCAUCAUGCCGCGCCUGGCCGCGCUGCUCGACACGCAGCAGAUCUCCGACAUCACCGCUGUCGAGAGCGAGGACACGUUUGUGCGGCCUGUCGAUGCUGUCAAGGUCAUUACCGUGCGCACCACUGCAUUCCCAGCUGCUGCCGCUGCUGAGUCGGCCGCCGCUGAGGAGGCGGCACCGCAGGUCGAUGCCAAGCCGCUGACACAGUGGGUGCGUGAGGAUGUGGUCAAGAGCGACCGCCCGGAUCUGGCCAGCGCCAAGCGCGUUGUCGCCGGAGGCCGUGCCGUCAAGUCUGCCGAGGGCUUCCAGCUGGGUGCUGCCGUUGGUGCGUCGCGCGCGGCCGUCGAUGCCGGGUACUGCGACAACAGCCUGCAGGUAGGCCAGACCGGCCGCAUCGUCGCCCCCGAGCUGUACAUUGCCAUUGGCAUUUCCGGCGCCAUCCAGCAUCUGGCUGGAAUGAAGGACAGCAAGACCAUCGUGGCCAUCAACAAGGAUGCUGAUGCGCCUAUCUUCCAGAUCGCCGACUACGGCCUUGUUGGCGACCUGUUCACCAUCGUGCCCGAGCUCAUGGAGAAGAUCGAGGCCAAAUAG